UUCAUUUAAUUAUACGCGGAAUGGCAUUCAACCGCCUUGCGCUCGCCGUCGCGCUCCUCGCCGUCGCCGCGAGCGCCGCAGUAAUCUCGGCGACGUGGCUCGACCAAGUCCCGCGCGAGAUCGCGAGCAAACUCGAUUCCAGCAGCAACGCCACCGCCAGGUUCGCCACCGACUACGGUAGCGUCACCAGCGCGCCGCCUCCGGCGGCCGUGCUCCGCCCCUCGUCGGUGGAGGACAUCGCGGUGCUCCUCCGCUUUGUGCACGGCGUUGAGACUCGGGUGCCCGUCGCCGCCCGCGGCAACGGGCACUCCGUCCACGGGCAGGCCUUCGCGCCCGACGGUGUGGUCAUCGACAUGGCGGCGCUCGGCGACAGCGGCAGGAGGCGACGGAUCAAUGUGUCGACGGAGGGCAUGUACGUGGACGCCGGCGGAGAGCAUCUGUGGAUCGAGGUGCUGGAGGAGACGCUGAAACUAGGGUUGUCGCCGCCAUCGUGGACGGACUACUUGUACUUGACCGUCGGAGGCACGUUGUCGAACGCCGGCAUCGGCGGGCAGGUUUUCCGGCACGGCCCGCAGAUCUCCACCGUCUACGAAUUGGACGUCCUAACUGGACAAGGUGAACUAAUAACGUGCUCGGGCGAGUCGAAUCAAGAUUUGUUCUAUGGAGCCCUUGGCGGGCUCGGUCAGCUCGGGAUCAUCACUCGGGCCCGCAUUGCUCUCCGACCGGCACCGGCACGGGUCCGAUGGCUGAGGCUAUUCUAUACUGACUUAGGCAACUUUACCAAGGAUCAAGAGUUGUUGAUUUCCAAACCUGACCCGAUCGGGUUCGACUACGUAGAGGGGGAGGUCAUGCUAAACCAUCAAUCAGUCGACAACUCCACAUUCUACUCGAACCAGGCAGUCGAGAGCAUCAACCGGCUGGCGGCCGAGUUCGACACGCUCUACUUUUUGGAAGGAGCCAUGUACUAUGACUCAAACACUGUAGCAGACCAGAAAAUCGAAGGCCUGCUGGGAGAGCUAAACUUUGUCCCUGGCUUCAACUUCAGCAACGACGUGACUUACCUCGAGUUCCUCGACAGAGUCCACAUCGAGAUACAAAGAGUAGAAGGCAACUCCACCAGCAGUACUCGUGUUUUUCAUCCUUGGCUCAAUCUCUUCCUACCCAAGUCCAGAGUCAGGGACUUCCAAAUCGGAGUCUUCCAAGGGAUCCUUCACAACAUCAACCCCACAGGCCUCGUACUUCUCUACCCCAUGAACAAGAACAGGUGGAAUGAUCUCAUGACUGCCACGGUGCCUGAUGAGGAGGUCUUCUAUGUUGUAGGGUUCCUUUGGACUGCAGCCACAGUGGAGGACUGGAGAAGCUUUGGUGCCCUAAAUGAUGAAGUGUUAGGGUUCUGCCAGCAGCAUGGGAUCGAGGUGAAGCAGUAUCUGCCUCAGUACACGUCGCAGGGAGACUGGGAGAGGCAUUUUGGGUCAGUGAAGUGGGAAAAGUUUGUUCAGUUGAAGAGGAGAUAUGACCCCAAGGCACUGCUGGCUCCAGGGCAACACAUAUUUGCAGUGUAAUAAUUAAUUAAAACACUAGGACGCAAGAACAUAAUAAUGCAUGCAUGCAUUUGCAUGCAAAGAUCUAGCUAUAUAGUUAGUAUAGCUAAAUGAAUUUAGGUUUCUACUUCUAGGGAAGAUUUCUAUUGUUUGGUGGGAUCUUGUUUUCAUGAUCAAUAAUAAAAGGAAGACUU
Molecule: messenger RNA, 1735 nt
Organism: Zingiber officinale
Lineage: Eukaryota; Viridiplantae; Streptophyta; Magnoliopsida; Zingiberales; Zingiberaceae
Product: cytokinin dehydrogenase 7-like
Exons: 3
Coding region: 21-1562 (513 amino acids)
Biological process (GO): cytokinin metabolic process
Molecular function (GO): FAD binding; cytokinin dehydrogenase activity
Source: RefSeq, a predicted model, not a curated record